Molecule: messenger RNA, 861 nt
Organism: Dioszegia hungarica
Lineage: Eukaryota; Fungi; Basidiomycota; Tremellomycetes; Tremellales; Bulleribasidiaceae
Product: ceramidase
Exons: 6
Coding region: 1-861 (286 amino acids)
Biological process (GO): ceramide catabolic process; ceramide biosynthetic process
Cellular component (GO): endoplasmic reticulum membrane
Source: RefSeq, a predicted model, not a curated record
AUGGGCGCAUUCGACCAUCUCAAGGUCGGCCAGGUCUCUCAUGGCUACUAUGGUAACCACACCUCGACCAUCGACUGGUGUGAGCAGAACUAUACCCACACGCCCUACAUUGCCGAGUUCUACAAUGCGCUCACCAAUUUUCCUACCAUCUUCAUGGGAUUGUAUGGGUGCUAUAUGAGUCUGAGGGGCGGGCUGAGGAGACGGCACGCCAUGGCCUAUUUAGGUUUGACGGGUAUUGGAUUGGGCAGCUUCGGGUUUCACUCGACGCUGAAGUGGGAGUGGCAGCUCCUUGAUGAGCUUCCGAUGAUCUACCUCGUCUCAUACUGUGCCUAUCUCGUGAUUGACACUCUGCCAGAGUUCAGACCGCGCUUUGGCCUCCUCGGCCCGCUUGUGCUCGUAGCAUGGGACAUCUUCGUUACUCUCUCCUACAUCUACCUCCCCAAUCCCAUCUACCACCAGCUCGCAUUCGGCUUCAUCCUCCUCUCCUCCGUUACCCAAAACUUCCGCUUCAUCCGCCGCCUCGCCUCUGCGGCGGAUGCCAACCCCGCACAACACGCCAAAGUCGUCAAUACGCUCUUGUCGGGUAUUGCGACGUUUAUUGUGGGAUUCAUCAUCUGGAAUGUGGAUAAUUACUUUUGCGAUGUCUUGAGGAGGGGGCAGGAGCUGCUGGGGCCUCUGGGAUUCAUACUGCAGGGUCAUGGGUAUUGGCACCUCAUGACGGGAUAUGGAUCGUUCUUGAUCAUGACCGCUUCCACCUAUCUUCAAUUGGCCAUAAAGACCUCGCCUGAGCUGUACGACUAUGAUGGUUCAGCAUGGUUCCCUACUGUACAUCGAACGAAGGUGGCCAGCAAGAAUCUAUAG